CGCGUGUCCAUUCCAGCUGUCCGUUAACCGCUUACCUAUUAUAACCGGUAACUGUAAAGCUUCUCCCCUUCCCUCUUUAACCGGUUCUUUCACCCUAAUUUACCCCUUUAUAUCACCCUCGUCGUCUUCCCCAAGACCCGUCUGUACAUAAAAAGUUGUAUCUAUAUCUAUAUUAAGGUUAGGUUUUUUUACAUGUACCAAUGGCAUCUCACGACGGCGGCGAUAGGAUUAAGGGGCCAUGGAAUCUGGAAGAAGACGAGCAGUUACAGAGGUUGGUUCAGCUGCAUGGGGCUAGGAAUUGGUCUAUGAUAAGCAGAUCGAUUCCUGGGAGACCGGGAAAGUCUUGCAGGCUGCGGUGGUGCAACCAGCUGUCACCGGAAGUUGAGCACCGGCCGUUUACGCCCGAGGAGGAUGAGAUCAUUCUGAAGGCGCACACAAAGUAUGGUAACAAGUGGGCAUCUAUAGCGAGGCUCCUUAAUGGCCGAACUGAUAACUCUAUUAAGAACCACUGGAACUCGACGCUGAAGCGAAAGUGCGCAGCUGAUAUGGUAGUCGGAGAGGUGCGGCCUGUGCAGGUAUUGAAGAAAAUAGAUAGUGGCGAUGUUACGUCUGCAAUGAUGAAUGGAUUGAAACUAAAUCCUGAUCCUGGUGAUUCUGUUCUCAACGAAUCGUUUGAUAAAAUUCCAGCGAAUAUGAAAAUUUAUUUUUCGUUCAUGAAAAAUGAGACGACGGCACAGCCGGUGAAAUCGCCUCCGCCACCAGCCGAUAACGAGAAUAAUGAUGAUAUUUUGACUGCGUUGACUCUAUCCUUGCCUGGGACUGGUAGUGGAUCAUCUUCUGUGAAGAUUGAAGACAAGGAUUCUGUCAAAAACCGGCAGAUUCAGCAGAUUGAUAGCCGCGGUAAGGUGGUGGCUACAGCGGAAAAGGAAACCACGUUGUUUGGCGCGGAGUUACUUUCUGCUAUGAAAGAAUUUAUCAGGAAAGAAAUUCGAAAUUACCUCCAAGAAGAAUUCGAUGGCGUUAUAUCCGCUGGUUUUAAGCGCAUUGGCAUUAGCAAGCUUAACGAGUAAUCGCGAAUUGGCUUCGGGGAAGAAAAGAAAAUUAAUCUUUCACGUUUCAAAUUUUGUUUUCACACAGGAAGUUUGACUUCUAUUAUUACAGUGUAAUGUAAAAGAGAAUCGGCCGGGAACGAAAAAUUAACAGAGUUCGAGUUUUCUUUUGCUCUGCCAGUGAAAAUUCUAUUAGUAAAGUGCUGUAAUUAGGAAGAUUAAAAUCGCGAAUGACGUGUCUUUACGGAGUUAAAAAGGGGCAAACUGGUCAUUGCAUGAAAUUAUUCGAACAGUGUGGGCCUGUAACGUGUAACUGCCAGGACAGAUUAGGAAUGUGGUAACGCCAUGUAGCAAACCGUAUCAUUUGAAUGAUUGUACCUCCAGUUUCCAGAUGGCACAAAACUAUCGUCGCCACUCAAUGUAAUAUAAAGAGGGUUAAACUA
Olea europaea var. sylvestris is the source of this 1492-nucleotide messenger RNA. RefSeq names its product transcription factor MYB44-like. Bases 201 to 1070 code for a protein of 289 amino acids. Gene Ontology annotation, cellular component: nucleus. The record is from RefSeq and is a predicted model, not a curated record. The transcript has a single exon. NCBI's taxonomy places the organism in Eukaryota, Viridiplantae, Streptophyta, Magnoliopsida, Lamiales, Oleaceae. Gene Ontology annotation, biological process: regulation of DNA-templated transcription. Gene Ontology annotation, molecular function: DNA-binding transcription factor activity, RNA polymerase II-specific; RNA polymerase II cis-regulatory region sequence-specific DNA binding.